CGGCGGGCGCCGGGCCGGCCCGACGGCGGCGGGGCCCCGGCAUGCCGGCCCCGGUGGUGCUGAACGUGGGCGGCGCGCGCUACUCGCUGGCCCGCGAGCGCCUCAAGGACUUCCCGCUGCGGCGCGUGAGCCGCCUGCACGGCUGCCGCUCGGAGCGCGACGUGCUGGAGCUGUGCGACGACUACGACCGCGAGCGCAACGAGUACUUCUUCGACCGGCACUCGGAGGCCUUCGGCUUCAUCCUGCUGUACGUGCGCGGCCACGGCAAGCUGCGCUUCGCGCCGCGGAUGUGCGAGCUGUCCUUCUACCACGAGAUGCUCUACUGGGGGCUGGAGGGCGCGCACCUGGACUUCUGCUGCCAGCGCCGCCUGGACGAGCGCCUGGCCGCCGCCCCGCCCGGCGCGCGCGCCCCGCCGCCGCCCGCGCCGCCCGCGCCCCCCGACGCGCCCCCGCGCUGGCUCGAGCGCAUGCGGCGCACCUUCGAGGAGCCCACGUCGUCGCGCGCGGCGCGGGUGCUGGCCGGCGUGUCCGUGCUCUUCGUGAUCGUGUCCAUGGUGGUGCUGUGCGCCAGCACGCUGCCCGACUGGCGCGCCGCGGCCGCCGACAACCGCAGCCUGGAGGAGCGGAGCAGGGUCAUCGAGGCCGUCUGCAUCGGCUGGUUCACGGCCGAGUGCGUCGUGCGCUUCAUCGUCUCCCGGGACAAGUGCGAGUUCGUCCGGCGGCCGCUGAACAUCAUCGACCUGCUGGCCAUCGCGCCCUACUACGUGUCCGUGCUCAUGACGGUGCUGACGGGCGAGAACCCGCAGCUGCAGCGGGCGGGCGUCACCCUGCGCGUGCUGCGCAUGAUGCGCAUCUUCUGGGUCAUCAAGCUGGCGCGGCACUUCGUGGGGCUGCAGACGCUGGGGCUGACGCUGCGGCGCUGCCACCGCGAGAUGGCCAUGCUGGCGCUGUUCGUGGGCGUGGCCAUGGCCGUCUUCAGCGCGCUCGCCCAGCUGCUGGAGCACGGGCUGGCCCUGGGCGCCGCCAGCGAGGACUUCGCCAGCAUCCCGGCCGCCUGCUGGUGGGUGAUCAUCUCCAUGACGACCGUGGGCUACGGGGACAUGUACCCGGUCACGGUGCCCGGCCGCGUCCUGGGCGGGCUCUGUGUGGUCAGCGGCAUCGUGCUGCUGGCCCUGCCCAUCACCUUCAUCUACCACAGCUUCGUGCAGUGCUACCACGAGCUCAAGGUCCGCUCUGCCCGCUGUGGGCGGGGCCUCUCGGCCGAGUUCCUGAGCUGACGGGCGGGGCAGGGCACCAGGGGUGGGCGCCGGCAGAGGGGCACCAGGCCGCCGGCCCCCCGAGUCCGCCUCGGUCUGUUCUGGGUGCCCGUGUCUUCCGGGAGCCGCUGCCCCCCGAGCAUGUCACCGCCGGGCGGAGCCGGGGCCACUGUCCCCCGAGUGUGUCACCGCGGGGCGGAGCCGGGCCACCGUGCCGUUUCUUGUCGGAGAGGAACGUUUCCGUCUCCCAGUGUUUCAGAAUCUCGUGUAUCAAUGUCAGAAGUAUGCUGGGAACAUAUGUCACGGCAGGAGUGUUUAACCAAUACUUGAAAAAUCUGGCCAGCUCCUCGGCUCGGGGUUGGAGCUCUC
Messenger RNA from Sorex araneus (European shrew), 1625 nucleotides. It is a transcript of the gene KCNG3, whose product is annotated as potassium voltage-gated channel modifier subfamily G member 3. Gene Ontology annotation, molecular function: delayed rectifier potassium channel activity. Gene Ontology annotation, cellular component: voltage-gated potassium channel complex; membrane. Bases 42 to 1277 code for a protein of 411 amino acids. The record is from RefSeq and is a predicted model, not a curated record. Lineage: Eukaryota; Metazoa; Chordata; Mammalia; Eulipotyphla; Soricidae. The transcript is spliced from 2 exons. Gene Ontology annotation, biological process: protein homooligomerization; potassium ion transmembrane transport.